Messenger RNA from Gadus chalcogrammus (walleye pollock), 3160 nucleotides. Its product is annotated as voltage-dependent calcium channel subunit alpha-2/delta-3-like. Lineage: Eukaryota; Metazoa; Chordata; Actinopteri; Gadiformes; Gadidae. The record is from RefSeq and is a predicted model, not a curated record. Gene Ontology annotation, cellular component: voltage-gated calcium channel complex. Gene Ontology annotation, molecular function: voltage-gated calcium channel activity. The transcript is spliced from 35 exons. Bases 1 to 3099 code for a protein of 1032 amino acids.
AUGGCUCCCAGCAGGCCAAAGGCAAAGCUCACCUGCCUCAGCAUGGAGCUCACCGCUGCCCCCUGCUGCCUCUGGGUGAAGCUGUGGGCGUCAGCUUUCGGAGGAGAGAUGAAGUCCAUUUCAGCCAAAUACUCUGGUUCCCAGCUCCUGCAAAAGAGGCUGGUGGAUGCAGCAGAGGAAGCCCACCUCCAACACGAAGAGGACCCUGACCUCCAGUACGAGUACUUCAACGCGGUGCUCAUCAACGAGGUGGACAAGGAGAACAACAGUGUUGAGCUGGGGGGGCGCUUUCUGCUGCAGUCCAACGACCACUUCAACAACCUGCCCGUCAACCUCAGCCUCAGUGUGGUGCAGGUGCCCACCAACAUGUACAACAAGGACUCAGCAAUAGUCAACGGAGUGUAUUGGUCGGAGGCCUUAAACAAAGUGUUUGUGGAUAACUUUGAGAAGGACCCAUCGCUCAUAUGGCAGUACUUUGGCAGUGCCAAAGGCUUCUUCAGACAAUACCCAGGGAUCAAAUGGAAGCCUGACGAGCACGGGGUGAUCGCGUUCGACUGUCGCAACCGGAAGUGGUACAUCCAGGCAGCCACCUCCCCAAAGAACGUGGUUAUCCUGGUGGACGUCAGCGGCAGCAUGAAGGGGCUGAGGCUGACCAUCGCCCGGCAGACCGUCUCAUCCAUCCUGGACACGCUGGGCGACGACGACUUCUUCAACAUCAUCGCAUAUAAUGAAGAGCUGCAUUACGUGGAGAAAUGUCUGAAUGGAACUCUGGUCCAAGCAGACGUCACCAACAAGGACUACUUCCGAUUGCGUCUGGACAAACUGUUUGCUAAAGGCAUCGGCAUGCUGGACGUCGCUCUGACCGAAGCCUUUAACCUCCUUACUGAUUUCAACCAGACGGGGCGAGGCAGUGAGUGCAGCCAGGCCAUCAUGCUGGUGACGGACGGGGCGGUGGACACCUACGACGCCGUCUUCGCCAAGUACAACUGGCCUGACCGCAAGGUUCGCAUUUUCCCCUACCUGAUUGGCAGAGAGUCCGCCUUCGCUGAUAAUCUGAAAUGGAUGGCGUGUGCGAACAAAGGGUACUUCACCCAGAUCUCCACCCUGGCGGACGUGCAGGAGAACGUGAUGGAGUACCUCCACGUGCUGAGCCGCCCCAAGGUGAUAGACCAGGAACACGACACGGUGUGGACAGAGGCCUACAUCGAUAACACUAUGGAGGAUGGUCGGGACCCAGUGCUGAUGACCACCGUGGCGAUGCCAGUCUUCAGUACCAAGAACGAAACGAAAAACCGAGGCAUUCUGCUGGGAGUGGUAGGAACCGAUGUGCCUGUGUCAGAGCUUCUAAAGACCAUCCCCAAAUAUAAGUUGGGCAUCCACGGCUAUGCGUUUGCAAUCACCAACAACGGCUACAUCCUCACCCACCCAGACCUGCGACCCCUUUACGGCGACGGUAAGAAGCGCGGGGGGAGGAAGCCCAGCUACAGCAGCGUGGAUCUGUCCGAGGUGGAGUGGGAGGACCGGGACGACGCGCUGAGGAACGCCAUGGUCAACCGUAAGACAGGGAUAUUUUCCAUGGAGGUGAAGAAGACAGUCGACAAAGGGAAACGUGUUCUUGUUCUGCACAAUGAUUACUACUACACAGACAUUAAAGGCACACCUUUCAGCCUAGGGGUAGCCCUUUCAAGAGGUCAUGGUAAAUUCUUCUUCAGAGGGAAUGUCACAGUUGAGGAAGGUCUUCAUGACUUGGAGCACCCUGAUGUAGAGCUGGCCGACGAGUGGACCUACUGUAACACAGACGAGUAUCCUGAGCACCGCUACCUCUCCCAGAUAGAAGCCAUCAAACUGUACCUGAGUGGCCAUGAGCCUCUGCUGCAAUGCGACAAGGAGCUGAUUCAGGAGGUCCUGUUUGACGCCGUGGUUACCGCUCCGUUAGAGGCCUACUGGACUAGCCUGGUGCUCAACAAGUCAGAGAACUCUGAUAAGGGUGUGGAGAUAGCCUAUCUUGGCUCAAGGACUGGUCUCUCCAGGAUCAACCUCUUUGUGGUGCCUGACGAACUCACCAACCAAGACUUCCUGACUGCCGAGGACAAGGAGGGGGUGUUCAACGCUGACCACUUCCCCCUGUGGUACAAGAGAGCUGCAGAGCAGGUUCCGGGAACCUUUGUCUACUCUCUUCCGUUCAACUCUGGAUCAGAGAACAGGAGUGUGGUGUUGGCCAGCACUGCCAUUCAACUCUUGGAUGAGAGGAGGUCACCCAUUGCAGCUGCUGUGGGCAUCCAGAUGAAGCUGGACUUCUUUAAGAAGAAGUUCUGGACGGCCAGUAGACAGUGUGCGGCUCUGGACGGGAAGUGUUCCAUCAACUGCGAUGAUGAGAACAUCAACUGCUACCUGAUCGACAACAACGGCUUUGUGCUGGUGGCCGAGGACUACACACUGACGGGGAAGUUCUUUGGAGAAGCUGAGGGAGCCGUAAUGAAUAAGCUGCUGCAGAUGGGCUCCUUCAAGCGGGUGACCCUCUACGACUACCAGGCCGUCUGCCUGAUCUACUCGGAGAGGAGCGACAGCGCUCACACUCUGUUGGACCCGUACUUCGCCCUCCUGGCCGUUGCCAAGUGGAUCCUGACCGAGCUAAUUGUGUUUCUGGUGGAGUUCAACCUGUACAGCUGGUGGCACUCUGAUCUCACUGUCAAAGCCCAGAGGUCGGGGCGCCCCAUGUAUGUGCCGUGUGACACAGAGUACCCGGCCUUCGUCUCCGAGAGAACUAUCAAGGAGAACACGGGCAACAUCGACUGUGACGGCUGCCUCAAGUCCUUUGUGGUGCAGCAGAUCCCCAGCAGCAACCUCUUCAUGGUGGUGGUGGACAACAAGUGUGACUGCAGCAUGGUGGAGCAGAUCACCAUGGACCCCGUGGAGAUCAUCUAUAAUGAAUCUCUCAAGUGCGAGAGGCUCAAGUUCCAGAAGGACAGAAGGCGCCCGGAUACCUGUCACCCGUUCCACCCGGAGGAGAACUCCAUGGAGUGCGGGGGCGCCUGGGGUCUCACCCCGUCGCUCGCGGCAACGCUGCUCUGCCUCCUCCUGCCUCUGUUCCCUAGGUGACCGGGGAUGAGCACGGCCACCACCCACACCAGCCCCACUCCCAUCCGGAGCGUGACUUGGA